AUGGAUCAGCGUGGCUUGGUGCCACCUGGUGUGGAUCAGCAUGGGUUGGUGCCCACUGGCAUGGAUCAAAGUGCUGUAGUGCCACCAGGUGUGGGUCAGCGUGGGUUGGUGCCACCUGGCAUGGAUCAGCGUGGGUUGGUGCCCACUGGCGUGGAUCAGCAUGCUGAAGCGCCACCAGGUGUCUAUCAGCGUGGCUUGGCGCCACCUGUAGUGGAUCAGCGUGGCUUGUUGUCCCCUGGUGUGGAUCUACAUGCUGUAGCACCAACUGAUGUGGAUCAGCGUGGUUUGAUGCCGUCUGGUGUGGAUCAGCGUGGCUUUGUGCCCCCUGGCAUGGAAAAGCGUGCUGAGGUACAACCUGAUAUGGAUCAGCGUGGCUUGGUGCCACCUGGCAUGGAUCAACAUGGCUUGGUGCCACAUGAUGUGGAUCAGCGUGGGUUGGCGCCCCCUGGCAUGGAUCAGCGUGCUGUAGUACCACCUGGUGUGGAUCAGCGUGGCUUGGUGGCACCUGGUGUGGAUCAGCGUGGCUUCGUGCCUCGUGGCGUGGAAAAGCGUGCUAUAGUACCACCUGGUGUGGGUCAGCAUGGCUUGGUGCCACCUGGUGUGGAUCAGCGUAGGUUGGUGCCCUCUGGGAUGGCUCAGCGUGCUGUAGUACCACCAGGUGUGGAUCAGCGUGGCUUGGUGGCACCUGGUUUGGAUCAGCAUGGCUUCGUGCCUCGUGGCGUGGAAAAGCGUGCUAUAGUACCACCUGGUGUGGGUCAGCGUGGCUUAGUGCCACCCAGUGUGGAUCAGCGUGGCUUGGUGCCACCUGGUGUUGAUCGGCAUGGCUUGGUGCCUCCUGUCAUGGAUCAGCGUGCUGUAGUACCAACUGGUGUGGAUCAGCAUGGUUUGGUGCCACCUGAUGUGGAUCAACGUGGGUUGGUGCCCCCUGGCAUGGAUCAGCUUGCAGUAGUACCACCAGGUGUGGAUCAGCGUGGCUUGGUGCCACCUGGUGUGGAUCAACGUGAGUUGGUGCCCCCUGUCAUGGACCAGCAUACUUUAGUACCACCAGGUGUGGAUCAGCGUGGCUUGGUGCCACAUGAUGUGGAUCAGCGUGGUGUGGAUCAGAGUGGCUUGGUGCCACCUGGUGUGGAUCAGCGUGGGUUGGUGCCCCCUGGCAUAGAUCAGCGUGCUGUAGAACCACCUGGUAUAGAUCAGCCAGGCUUGGUGCCACCUGGCAUGGACCAACUUGCUGGAGUACCACCUCGAAUGGAUCGGCGUGGCUUGGUGCCACCUGGCAUGGACCAACUUGCUGGAGUACCACCUCGAAUGGAUCGGCGUGGCUUGGUGCCACGUGGCAUAGAUCAGCAUGGGUUGGUGCCUCCUGGUGUGGAUCAACGUCGCUUGGUUCCACGUGGCGUGGAUCAGCGUUCUGUAGUACCACCUGGCAUGUAUCCGCGUGGGUUGGUGCCCCCUGGCAUGGAUCAGCGUGGUUUGGUGCCACGUAGCAUGGAUCAGCAUGGGUUGGUGCCACGUGGCAUAGAUCAACAUGCUGUAGUACCUCCUGGCAUGUAUCCACGUGGGUGGGUGCCCCCUGGCAUGGAUCAGCAUGGUAUAUUACCACCUAGUGUGGAUCAGCGUGCUUUAUUACUACCACCUGGUGUGGAUCAGCGUGGCAUGGUGCCCCCUGGCAUGGAUCAGGGUGCUUUAGUACUACCUGGCAUGGAUCAACGUGGGUUGGUACCCCCUGGCAUGGAUCAACGUGCUGUAGUACUAUCUAGUGUAGAUCAGCGUGGCUUGGUCCCACCUGGUGUGGAUCAACGUGCGGUAGUACCACCUGGUGUUGGUCAGCGUGGCUUGGUGACACCUGGCGUGGAUCAGGGUGCUGUAGUGCCUCCUGGUGUGGAUCAGGGUACUCUUGGUACAGGGCAGCCUGGAAUGGGUCAGCGUGUUUUGUUACAACCUAGUACAGGGCCACGUGGCUUGGUUCAACCUGGUGCAUACAUGUCUGGCUUAGCUCAACCUGCUGGUGCAUAUCCUGGCGGUUUGGCUCAAGCUGGUGCAUAUCCACAUGGUGUGGUGCAACCUGGAAUGGAUCAACGUGGUUUGAGACAACCCAGUGCUGAUUGGCAAGGCUUGAUGGCAUCAGGCACAGAACCUCGUGGCUUUCCAACAUUCCAGAGAGAUCCUCAGGGUUUGACAUCACUUCGCCCAUAUCCACCUGGUGUGGGACCUUCUGGCCGAAAGCCACGUGGCCAGGUGUCAUCACUGUUACCCAGUAGAGGUUUGGCAUCACCAAUUAUAGACCAGAGGGGUUUGGCACCACCAGAAACCUAUCAGCAAAGUUUGAUGCAUCCUGGCCUAGAGCAGCGGGACCAAGCCCCAGAUCAACAGCUUUCGGUAUCAUCUGGGCCAGAUCAGCCAGAACAGGUGUACCCAAGUGCAGUUCAGCCAGAUAGAGCAUAUUCUGUCUCUGCCUCUGGUGGCCCAGAUUAUGAGGGUAUUGGUCCACAUGAUCAGGAAUAUUUGGAUCUACGCAGAACAAGUGAUUUACAGCAACCUGGGCGACCUGCCCAGGCUGCCUCUGUCCAAGAAGUUCCCUCUUUCGUGAGUCAAGAAGACUCCGAAAGGAGUGAGGUCCAGAGUGAGCGACAUGAUUCACUGGAGAAACUGGCCCCCAACUUCCCCAUAGCGGUGGAAACGUUUCGUCUGAUGGGAGAGAUGAUCGGUCUCUAUGUGGAGCUAAAGGAGAGAAUAAAGGAUCUGGAUGAGGAGAAAGCUGGCCAGACUGACUUGGAGAAGAUAGAGUACCUACUCGCACAGAUGGUCCAAAAAACCAUACCCCCUGACCUGCAGGAACAGCUGAAAAGCAUAAAGACCUUGGCCAAAGAAGUUCGGCAGGAAAGAGCCCAACUGAACAAGCUACAAAGAAUCCUGGAGGGUGACAGUGACCGGGAAGCAGGGAAGGAGCUGAAGGCUAGUCAGCUGAGCCUGCAGCUGGGCAUCAUCAGAGUCACCGUGGCUGACAUUGAGAAGGAGCUGUCUGAGCUGCGGGAGAGUCAGGAACGAGGCAAGGCUGCCAUGGAGAACUCCGUCUCGGAAGCCUCGCUUUACCUGCAGGACCAGUUAGACAAGCUGAGGACAAUCAUCGAGAGUAUGCUGGCCUCCUCUUCCACCCUGCUGUCCAUAAGCAUGACCCCACACAAGCCCUUGACUUACUUCACACCUGGCCGGAUUGACCCCAAUGCUACCUGUCCGGCCUGCAGCCUGGACCUAGGCCAUCAGGUCAGCACACUCGUACAGCGCUAUGAGCAGCUCCAGGACAUAGUCAGCAACCUGGCUGCCUCCCGGCCUUCCAAGAAGGUCAAGCUCCAGAGCCAGGACGAGGAGCUGCUGGGCCAUGUACAGAGCGCCAUCCUGCAGGUGCUGGGUGACUGCGAGAAGCUAAACAUCACUACUAGCAACCUCAUUGAGGACCAUCAGCAGAAGCAGAAGGACAUUGACAUGCUGUACCAGAGCCUGGAAAAACUCGAGAAGGAAAAGGCCAACAGGGAGCACCUGGAGAUGGAGAUCCAUGUGAAAGCAGACAAGAGUGCCCUAGCAGCCAAAGUGAGCCGUGUCCAGUUUGAUGCCACCACAGAGCAGCUGACCCACAUGAUGCAGGAGCUGGUGGCCAAGAUGACUGGGCAGGAGCAAGACUGGCAGAAGAUGUUGGACAAACUCUUGGUACAGAUGGACAGCAAGCUGGACCGCCUGGAGCUAGACCCUGUGAAGCAGCUGCUGGAGGAUCGGUGGAGAUCACUGCGGAAGCAGCUCAAAGAGCGCCCUCCACUCUACCAGGCAGAUGAGGCAGCUGCCAUGAGGAGGCAGCUCCUGGCUCAUUUCCACUGCCUCUCAUGUGACCGGCCUCUGGAGACAGCUGUGACUGGACAAAUGAUCCCCCUGAUUCCUAUGAGUCCUGGUCUGCCAGCACACCGGUCCAUUCGCCCCUACACAAUAUUCGAGCUGGAGCAGGUCCGCCAGCAGAGCCGCAACCUCAAGCUAGGCAGCACUUUCUGUCGGGGUGACCUGUCACCGAUGGAGCGGAGUGCAGGGCGCCUGCGCACCAUGCACUCCAAGAUGCUGAUGGACAUUGAGAAGGUGCAGAUCCACUUUGGAGGCUCUGUGAAGGCUAGCAGUCAGAUGAUCCACGAGCUGCUGCAGGCCCAGGGCCUCACUUCCCCUUGCUACAAACGGGUGCCAGAUGCGAUGGUGGGUUACACCUACUCCACUGUGCCCCGGCGCUGUGGAGGAAGCCACACCCUCACCUACCCCUACCGCCGUAGCCGCCAGCAGCACCUGUCCCAGGGCCCGUAUGCUCCUGAGGAGAUCCAGAUAGCCAUGAAGCAUGACGAGGUGGAUAUCCUGGGCCUAGAUGGACAUAUUUACAAGGGACGGAUGGAUACGAGACUGCCAGGCAUCCUGAACAAAGACACCUCAGGAGUGUCAAAGCACAAGACCAAGCAGCCCCGGCCCCACCUGCUCAGGCAUCAGGCCCUGGGUAACAUCGGACAGCUGCCCUCCCGGCCUCAGAGCACCCACCUAUUGGCUGGCAACAACUCAGUUUCUUCGAGGCAACAUCUCUCCCAGUCAGAUAUGGCCCAUCCACCCAGCCCCACUGAGAUGGAACACCUGCAGGACAACGGUUCAGGACCAGAAAUGCACAUGGACAUACCUCCUGAGGAGGAGCUAGAGGAGCCCACUCGGGGACCACGGUCCACCACUGCUCCCUGA
This is a messenger RNA of Urocitellus parryii (Arctic ground squirrel), 4749 nucleotides long. NCBI's taxonomy places the organism in Eukaryota, Metazoa, Chordata, Mammalia, Rodentia, Sciuridae. The record is from RefSeq and is a predicted model, not a curated record.